AUGUGCGCUGGGAUCGAGGCCUUUGCCAGGAGCUCCGUGCUGCUGGUCGGGGCGCCCCGGGAUGUGGAACCGGAGAACGGCACGCGCACGGGCGCCGUCUACGCCUGCCCGCUCUCCGCCUCGCGCAGCGACUGCCAGCGCCUCGACAUGGAGCUCAAGAGCGAGCCGGACAAGCACCUCAUCGAGGACAUGUGGCUGGGGGUGACGGUGGCCAGCCAGCGGCAGCCCGCGGGCAGGGUCCUGGCCUGCGCGCACCGCUACACCAAGGUGCUGUGGUCGGGCAGCGAGGACCAGCGGCGCAUGGUGGGCAAGUGCUACGUGCGGGGCAACGACCUGCGCCUCAACAUCAGCGACGAGUGGCAGACCUACCACAACGAGAUGUGCAACUCCAACACGGACGCGGAGGAGAGCGGCAUGUGCCAGAUGGGCACCAGCGCCGGCUUCACCUCCAACAUCAUCUACUUCGGGGCGCCCGGCGCCUACAACUGGCAGGGCACCAACUACGUGCUGCAGCGGGAGAUGUGGGACCUGCACGACUUCUCCUACCCCAACGAGAAGAACGGCAACACCUACAUAGGCUACGCGGCGGCGAUGGGCAGCGGGGUGCUGCAGCAGGACGCCGUGACGGUGGUGUCGGGCGCGCCGCGCUACCAGCACACGGGCGCCGUGUACCUGCUGGGCCGCAGCCCGCAGCACACGCUGCAGAGGCGCCUGCUGCUCCGCGGCCACCAGGUCGGCUCCUACUUCGGCAGCGCCCUGGCCUUGGCCGACCUCAACAACGACGGGUGGCAGGACCUGGUGGUGGGAGCCCCCUACUACUUCAAGCGCAAGCAGGAGGUGGGGGGCGCCGUGUACGUCUACAUGAACGAGGGGGGCGCCUUCGGCCCCCAGCCCAGCCGGGUGCUCACCGGGCCCAGCUACUCGGCCUUCGGCUUCGCCGUGGCCGCCAUCGGCGACCUCAACCAGGACGGCUUCCAGGAUAUCGCUGUGGGGGCUCCUUUCGAGGGGCCUGGCAAGGUCUACAUCUACCACGGCAGCGCAGAGGGUCUGGUGGACAAAGCGCGGCAGGUGAUCGGCGGCUCGGAUCUGGGUCCCGCCAGCAUGCGGACCUUCGGGUACUCGCUGAGCGGCGGGCUCGAUGUGGACAGCAACUCCUACCCCGACCUCCUGGUGGGCAGCUUGGAGGAGAGGAUUGCCCUGCUCAGAGCCCGUCCUGUGAUCAACAUCCUCAACAAGACGUUGACGGUGAACCCCAGCAAGGUGGACCCUGCCCGCUGCACCCCCACCUCCUGCAUCGAGGUGACCGUCUGCUUCUCCUACAACCAGAGCGCCGGCGACCCCGGCUACAAGGAGACCAUCACCCUGGAGUACACGCUGGAGGCGGACAAGGAGCGGCACCCGCCCAGGGUGAGGUUCCUGGAGACGCACUCGGCCACCUACCGCGGCCUCUUCCGUAUGCCUGGCACCCGCUGCGAGACCAAGGAGCUGCUGCUGGUGGAGAACAUCCGGGACAAGCUGCACCCCAUCGUGCUCACCAUGAACUACUCGCUGGUGGAGAAGCCAAGGGCCUUCCAGCUGGGCCUCCGCUCCCUCGAUGCAUUCCCUGUCCUCAACGCCGACCAGUCACACGAGAACGAGACGAAGAUCGAGUUCCAGAAGGAGUGUGGCCUGGACAACAAGUGCUACAGCAACCUCCAGCUUCAGAGCAGCUUUGUGAAUGACCAGAACCAGCCGCUGCCCAGGCUCAACGGGACGCAGGUGCUGCAGUACAGCCAGGACAUGCGGAAGCUCUACCUGAGCGUGAACAUCACCAACAAGCCCAGCACGGCCUCCGACGGCGAGGACGCCCACGAGGCCCUGCUCAACGUCACGGCGCCCGCGACCCUGCUGCCCUCCUCCGUCCGCCCGACCGGCGCCUGCAGCUUUGGCGAGACGGUGCUGUGCGAGCUGGGCAACCCCUUCAAGAGGAACCAGAGGGCGGAGCUCAUCAUCAUCUUCGAGGUCAUCGGCAUCACGCUGGACACGCGGGAGGUCUCCGUGUGGCUGGACCUAACCACGCAGAGCACCCAGGAGGACCUGCAGCCCGUGCUGGCCAAGCUGCUCGUGGAUUACAGCAUCCAGUCGUCGCUGAAGAUAGUCACCUCUCACAUCCAGUCGUACUUCAGCGGGACGGUGGUGGGCGAGUCGGCCAUGCAGAACGAGCAGGACGUGGGCAGUGCCCUCGACUUCCAGUUCCAGGUGACCACCCGGGGGGAGGCGCUGGGUGCCCUGGGCACCAUCCUGCUCGGCUUCGAGUGGCCCUACGAGAUCCCCAAUGGCAAAUGGCUCCUGUACCCCACGGAGAUCCUCAUCAACAGCAACGAGACCUGCCAGCCCCCCGGGGGGGUCAUUAACCCGCUCAACCUCACCCUCCUGGGGGACAAGCUCCCAACGCGGCAGAGACGCGAGCUGGGGGCGGCGCAGCCGGCCGAGCCCCCCCUCACUCUGGCCACCGCCAAGAAAGCCAAGUCGGAGGUGGCGCUGAGCUGCUCCAAGGGCACUGCCCGAUGCAUCUGGUUCGAGUGCCCCAUCCGCAGCACCCAGCACCCCACCUACUUCAGCAUCCGCGCCCGCGUGUGGAACAGCACCUUCAUCGAGGAGUACAGCGAUUUYGACCGGGUGAAGGUGGACGGCACGGCGACGCUCUUCCUGCGCACCCACGUGCCCACCAUCAACAUGAGGAACCACACGGUGCGGUUCUCCGUGGACGUCGACUCGGAGCUGACGGAGGAGCAGCCGGCCGAGAUCGCGCUGUGGUUGGUGCUGGUGGCGGUGGCGGCCGGGCUGCUGCUGCUGGGGCUCAUCAUCCUCCUGCUCUGGAAGUGCGGUUUCUUCCGGCGGGCCAACACGCGGGCCAUGUACGAAGCCAAGGGCCAGAAGGCGGAGAUGAAGAUCCAGCCGUCUGAAACGGAGCGGCUGACGGACGACUACUAGGUGGGGGCAGCGCCGUUGCCCCCGAGCGCCCGCUGCACCCGCUUGUGCGAUUUCUUCCAGCGGACGCGCUACUACCG
Messenger RNA from Nothoprocta perdicaria, 3050 nucleotides. It is a transcript of the gene ITGA3, whose product is annotated as integrin subunit alpha 3. The record is from RefSeq and is a predicted model, not a curated record. NCBI's taxonomy places the organism in Eukaryota, Metazoa, Chordata, Aves, Tinamiformes, Tinamidae. Gene Ontology annotation, cellular component: external side of plasma membrane; integrin complex. Gene Ontology annotation, biological process: cell-matrix adhesion; integrin-mediated signaling pathway; cell-cell adhesion. Gene Ontology annotation, molecular function: integrin binding. The transcript is spliced from 26 exons. The coding region runs from base 1 to 2973 and encodes 990 amino acids.